Stylonychia lemnae is the source of this 657-nucleotide messenger RNA. NCBI's taxonomy places the organism in Eukaryota, Ciliophora, Spirotrichea, Sporadotrichida, Oxytrichidae. The record is from the annotation of a GenBank genome assembly.
AUGUCUCAAGUCAACGUUAUCAAUGUGAUUGCUCACAACUCUAAAGCUCCUUUCUUGUCUAACAUUAACUUCGAAAUCUAUUUCGAGGCUCUCUAGCCACUUUCUAAAGUGCUUACAUGGAGAAUCAUCUAUAUUGGUCAGGCUUCAGACCCCAACAACGAUCAGAUUCUCUAAGAUGCUGAGAUGGAAGAACUCUAAGCUGGGCAAAUGAAGUUCGUCCUCGAGGGCCAACCACCUGAUGUGUCAAGAAUCCCAGAAUGCGACAUUGUGGGAGUGACAGGCAUCUUGCUCACCUGCUCUUACAACAACCAAGAGUUCUUCAGAGUCGGAUACUAUGUGAACAACUACUACGACGACCAGGAGCUGAAUGAGAAUCCUCCUAUUAAGCCAGAGAUCGAGAGACUCACUCGUCACAUCCUAGUCGAGAAGCCAAGAGUCACCAAGUUCCAAAUUCAAUGGGAGGACGAGGCUUCUCUUGCUCAGCAGCAAAUGAUGUACGGUGCUAACAAUGAGAACGACCCCAACAUGGUCAACAUGAUGCAGCAGCAACAGCAACUUGAAGGCAUGCUUGAGAAUGGCUCUCAAUUCAAGGACAGAAAUGACAUGAUGAGUUCAGCCAAUCUUGCUCAAGCUGCUCAGAAUUUCUAUGGCUAGUGA